AUGGCUCCAGAAACACCCAAGGGCGUCUCGUCAAGACUCUUGACGAUGAAGUUUAUGCAGCGUGCAGCCGCAUCAGCUUCGUCUAACGGAUCUCCGGGCUCAGAUGUUCCUUCGUCCAAGAAGCGAAAAUUAGAUUAUUCUCCAGCACCUGGCCGCAUUAAUCCUAACAUUGACCAUGCUUUGAUACAAGCAGCUCUCGAUGAUCAAGAAGCCACACGUCAAGCAGCGCUAGCAAAACAUUCUGCUGCUGACACUCAUUGGGUUUUGAAAGCUAAUAUUGACAAGUCCCAAGACAAGAAGCAGUCACAUCCUCUGAAUAUUGUGUACGUAGGAUAUGGCGACAUCGACGCGUCCAAGGAUUCUGAUGAAAAUGAGGACAAUCCUGCAGAGGGAAGAACAUAUCACAAACCUCUGAAAACAGAACAGUCAAACGAGCGUUGUAACUCCGACAAGUCUGGCGACGAGUCACGUCGAACCUCUGAUGACGAAAGCGACUCCAUUGGCCGAGAUCAUACGACUGGAUCGUCAGACGAAAAUAAGAGAAUGACAACCUCCCGAUCCCGAUCCCGGUCACAGUCGCGGUCACGACAUGGCCACCAAGCUUCCAAGGCGAAGGAAUUUCGCGAUAAGAGAAAAAAGAAGGAAGUUCGCUUAAAUAAGCUGACUUCCAUCUCUUCUGUUGGCAAUGGAAAUUUCAGUUCCCAAGGAUCCCCAAGCACAAAGGCAAUAAAGUGCUACAACUGCCAACAACUUGGUCACAGAGCUUCAGAGUGCUCUAAGCGAAGUACAAGGGGCUAA
This is a messenger RNA of Metarhizium brunneum ARSEF 3297, 798 nucleotides long. RefSeq lists its product as uncharacterized. Gene Ontology annotation, molecular function: zinc ion binding; nucleic acid binding. The record is from RefSeq and is a predicted model, not a curated record. Lineage: Eukaryota; Fungi; Ascomycota; Sordariomycetes; Hypocreales; Clavicipitaceae.